Molecule: messenger RNA, 1488 nt
Organism: Phoenix dactylifera (date palm)
Lineage: Eukaryota; Viridiplantae; Streptophyta; Magnoliopsida; Arecales; Arecaceae
Source: RefSeq, a predicted model, not a curated record
GAGAGAGAGAGGAGAGAGAGAAAAAGAGGCUUCGUACUACUACUGCCAGCCUUACGAACUCGGGCUCUGGUGGUCGGAGAAUCCAUGGGGGAGGUAUCAAAAUCCUCUGGGUUCCUGUUCUAUUUUUUUUUCUUGCUGUUUUUGUCGCUGAUUUUGGUGAAAAGAUUGGAUUUUUGGCAGCAGGAGAAGAAGAAGCCGGAGGAGGGAAAGAAGGAGGCGGCGGCGGCCGCGGAGGGGGAGAAGAAAGCGGCGCCGGAGGAGGCGAAGAAGGAGGAGGAAAAGGAGAAGAAGGAGGAAGGGACGGAAAAGAAGGACGGCGAAGGGGAGAAGAAGGAAGGGGAGGGGGCGCCGCCACCUCCGCCGCCGGUUGAGGUGGUGAUGAAGGUCUAUAUGCAUUGCAAGGGCUGCGCGAGAAAGGUGCGAAGGUCUCUCAGUGGCUUCGAAGGGGUGGAAGCGGUGACGGCGGAUUACCGCAUUCACAGGGUGGUGGUGAAGGGACAGAAGGCGGCGGAGGACCCGAUGAAGGUGGUGGAGAGAGUCCAGAGGAAGAGCCAUAGGAGGGUGGAGCUCAUCAGUCCCAUUCCACCACCGAAGUCAGAGGAGGAGGAAGAGAAGGAGGAGGAGAAACCAAAGGUUGAGGAGAAGAAAGAAGAGCCCCGGGUGAUCGUGGUACAGCUCAAGGUCCACAUGCAUUGCGAGGCGUGUGCCAAAGAGACCAAGAAAACGAUUCUAAGAAUGAAAGGGGUGCAGGCGGCGGAGCCGGACCUGAAGAGCUCGACGGUGACGGUGACGGGCGUGUUCGACCCGGCGAGGCUGGAGGCGUACGUCCACAAGCGGACGAGGAAGCACGCGGUAGUGUUAAAGCAGGAGCCGGCGGAGAAGAAACCCGAGGCGGCGCCGGAGAAGGCCGACAGCGCGGCGGAGGCGGAGGCCAAGGACGAGAAGGAGGCUGACGCUGGGGAGAAAAAGGAUAAGAAGGAGGACGGCGCCGGCGAGAAGAAAGAGGACGAGAAGAAGGCCGCUGAAGGCUGCGGCGAAGAGGUCAAGAAGGAGGCUGGCGGCGGUGACGGCGAGGAGAAGGAGACGGAAAAGAAGAAGGACAGCGGCGCCGUGACGGAGGCUGCCGUUGUGGCCGUCGUCGCCACCGCCGCGGCGGACGGCGGCGUGGGUAAAAUGAGGAGGAACGAGUUCUACUAUUACUAUCCGAGAUAUCCUGUGGAGUAUGCUCCGCAGAUCUUCAGUGAUGAGAAUCCCAAUGCAUGCACUGUCAUGUGAAGAUAUAGUGCUCUAGGACAGUCUCUUUGUAAUAUCUUGUAGCACCCCCUCAAACCUAUCAAAUAUUUGGGAGUAGGUGUUCUUCUCUGUUUUUUAUAUUGUCACCUUCAUGGAGGUGCCGUUUAACAUUACUUUCUUUUUUUUUUUCUCCCCCUAUUUUCAGAUACUGAGAAAUAAAAUUUCUACUUCUAUUUAUUUAUUUAUAAAUAUAAA